Molecule: messenger RNA, 2006 nt
Organism: Jaculus jaculus (lesser Egyptian jerboa)
Lineage: Eukaryota; Metazoa; Chordata; Mammalia; Rodentia; Dipodidae
Gene: Pacsin3
Product: protein kinase C and casein kinase substrate in neurons 3
Exons: 11
Coding region: 324-1598 (424 amino acids)
Biological process (GO): regulation of endocytosis; plasma membrane tubulation; cytoskeleton organization
Cellular component (GO): cytoplasm; plasma membrane; endosome
Molecular function (GO): phospholipid binding; protein binding
Source: RefSeq, a predicted model, not a curated record
CCCAGGCCUGGAACCUGGAGCUCCAGAGCAGCCAGCAAGCUCUCCGUGGUUCACUUUCUGCCAUCUGCCCGUUGGCAUCUUAAUGCUUGCAUGGGCGGAGGGCGGUGGUGAACCUCCCCUCGCCCCCAGCUAGCUGCAAGUCAGCUGCGCUCAGCGAGGAAUGUGAAGCAGAGUCGCCCCCCGCGCGCCCGAGCAGGUUCCCGCUGCCUCCCUGCAAAGGCAGAGUCAGUGUGGCAGCUUUGAGACUUGGACACUCAGAUCCCUGAAGUGAUCUCAAGACCCCAAGCCCUAAAUCCGCCACCAUUCUGUGCUGCGGGGACACCAUGGCUCCAGAAGAGGACGCUGGAGGGGAGGCCUUAGGGGGCAGUUUCUGGGAGGCUGGCAACUAUAGACGGACAGUGCAGCGGGUUGAAGAUGGGCACCGACUGUGCGGGGAUCUGGUCAGCUGUUUCCAGGAGCGUGCCCGCAUUGAGAAGGCCUAUGCCCAGCAGCUGGCCGACUGGGCCCGCAAGUGGAGGGGCGCUGUUGAGAAGGGCCCCCAGUAUGGCACCCUGGAGAAGGCGUGGCAUGCGUUCUUCACGGCAGCCGAGCGUCUGAGCGAGCUGCACCUGGAGGUGCGGGAGAAGCUGCAUGGGCCAGACAGCGAGCGGGUGCGCACCUGGCAGCGCGGGGCCUUCCACCGGCCGGUGCUGGGUGGCUUCCGGGAGAGCCGCGCUGCGGAGGAUGGCUUCCGCAAGGCCCAGAAGCCCUGGCUGAAGAGACUGAAGGAGGUGGAGGCUUCCAAGAAGAGCUACCACACAGCUCGAAAGGACGAGAAGACGGCUCAGACCCGGGAGAGCCACGCCAAGGCCGACAGUGCAGUAUCCCAGGAGCAGUUGCGGAAGCUGCAGGAGCGGGUGGGACGCUGCACCAAGGAGGCGGAGAAGAUGAAAACUCAGUAUGAACAGACGCUGGCAGAGCUAAACCGUUACACACCACGUUACAUGGAGGACAUGGAACAGGCUUUCGAGAGCUGUCAGGCUGCUGAGCGCCAGCGGCUCCUAUUCUUCAAGGAUAUGCUGCUCACAUUGCAUCAGCACCUUGACCUCUCCAGUAGUGACAAGUUCCAAGAACUCCACCGAGACCUGCAUCAGGGCAUCGAGGCAGCCAGUGAUGAGGAGGAUCUGCGCUGGUGGCGUAGCACCCAUGGACCGGGCAUGGCCAUGAACUGGCCACAGUUUGAGGAGUGGUCCUUGGACACACAGAGAGCCAUCAUCCGGAAGGAGAAGGGUGGCCGGAGCCCUGAUGAGGUUACUCUGACCAGCAUUGUGCCCACAAGAGAUGGCACCGCACCUCCACCCCAGUCUACAGCAUCCCCAGGCAGUGGGCAGGAGGAGGACUGGUCUGAUGAAGAGAACUGCCGGAAGGCUGCCACUGGGGUGCGGGUGCGGGCACUUUAUGACUAUGCUGGCCAGGAAGCUGAUGAGCUGAGCUUCAGAGCAGGAGAGGAGCUGCUGAAAAUGAGCGAGGAGGAUGAACAGGGCUGGUGCCAGGGCCAGUUGCAGAGUGGCCGCAUUGGCCUGUACCCUGCCAAUUAUGUGGAGUGUGUGGGUGCCUGAGCGUCCUGACAGCCCUAAUACAGUGUCUCUCCAUCCUCGGCCAGAGCCCAGCCGCUUCUGGACUGUCGGACCUGAGGGCCCUGAGCCUUAAGCUGCUGCUCUCCCUCAGUCCCUUGGAGGAGGGAGGAAGUCCUGGGGCCCAUGAAGGGGAGGGGCCUGUGUCUAGGAAGGGACCGAUAGGGAAGGGCCUACUAAACCUAGGUUGAGGGCAGGAUGGGAGGUUAGAGGGGACAGACGGCCCAGGGAUGCUGAGCCUCCCCAGGAGCAUUUGGUUUUCCCAGGAACGGAGGAUCCAGUUCCUGAACUCUGGAGCUGCUGGGAUAGGGUAGAGGUGCGCAUAGUUUUGGGCUGGGAGCAACCUCUUUUGUGACUUGUAGUGUGUAUUAAACUUGAUCAAAAACAAAAACA